UCACUUUUGUUUUAAAAGACAGAAAAAAAAAUGGGUUCCAUAGCUGUUGAUGUGCAUGAGAUUCCAAUUAUAGAUUUUUCUAACAAAGAGUUGAAGCCAGGCUCACACGUGUGGGCUUCCACGUGUGACCAAAUUCGAUUUGCACUCGAAGAGUAUGGUUGUUUCGUAGCCAAAUAUGAUGAACUAUUGUCUAAUAAUGAAGUUGAUACACAAAUCUUUUGCAAAUCGAAGGAUCUUUUUGAUCUCCCAAUUGAGACGAAAAUGAAGAACACUAGCGAGGAACCAUUUCGUGGCUAUAUUGGCCAAAUCCCUCAACUUCCACUCUAUGAAGGUUUAGCCAUUGAUAGGGCAACAAGUCUUGAACAAGUGAGGAAGUUCGUCGAUCUUAUGUGGAUCAAUGGCAACCAUCAUUUUUGUGAUAUUGUCCAUUCAUAUGCAAAGCAAAUAGCCUUAUUAGAUGAGAUGGCUACAAAAAUGGUGUUUGAAAGCUAUGGAGUGGAGAAACAUUGGAAGCCAGUUGAGGCUGUUCGCAGUCAUAUUCUUCGAUUUUCGAAAUAUGAUGAAUCUAAUCAAGACUCUGAUACCACUAUAAGGUUUAUUCCCCAUACAGAUAAGAACUUCACAACAAUACUUCACCAAACCCAGGUUGGUGGUCUCCAAGUUCAAGCCAAGGAUGGCACCUGGAUCAGCGUUCACCCAAAACCUUCUCAUUUUCUCCUCAUGGCUGGCGACAUGAUGAAGGUAAUACAUAUUAUUCUAGUUAGUAAAUAUAUUCGCCCUACUAGUUUAUAA
Molecule: messenger RNA, 792 nt
Organism: Humulus lupulus (European hop)
Lineage: Eukaryota; Viridiplantae; Streptophyta; Magnoliopsida; Rosales; Cannabaceae
Product: probable 2-oxoglutarate-dependent dioxygenase AOP1.2
Exons: 2
Coding region: 31-792 (253 amino acids)
Molecular function (GO): dioxygenase activity
Source: RefSeq, a predicted model, not a curated record